This is a messenger RNA of Haliotis rubra (blacklip abalone), 2417 nucleotides long. Its product is annotated as ceramide kinase-like. The record is from RefSeq and is a predicted model, not a curated record. Lineage: Eukaryota; Metazoa; Mollusca; Gastropoda; Lepetellida; Haliotidae. The coding region runs from base 79 to 1584 and encodes 501 amino acids. The transcript has 14 exons. Gene Ontology annotation, molecular function: kinase activity.
AACUACCAGUACUGUUCCCUAACGCAUCAACGGUAUUUUCUUACUAAGGCAAAUAUACUCACUUUUCACCCAGGGACCAUGGCGUCCACAGGUCACAGGGACCCAGAGUCGCAGGACAAGGAGAAUCCGCGAGGGGUGCCUCUGUGUGGAGACUUUACUGUGUCUGGGAGAGCUGUCAGACUUCAGACCACAAACUCAGGCCUCACCUGGAACGGUCAGGAUCAAACUUCAGACUGGGAUGACGUCAUCACUGCCUACCAGGGCGGGGUCUCCCGGGGGCCGGGCGUGAAGGCGAGAGUGGGAGUGGCGCCGGAGGAGGACAGAUUUACCCUACAUUACAUAGAACAUCAGAAGAUCAACAUCCUCAGACACAAACACGUUACGUUCAUCGGACAGGCGGGACAGCUGAAGGAAUGGCUGGACAGUGUAGCAGAUAAAACUGGUCAUGGUCGUCCCAAAUGUCUGCUGACUCUGGUGAACCCCAUCGGGGGACAGAAGAAAGGAGCAAAGCUGUACGAGGCUAUUGUUCGACCACUCUUUGAACUGGCGGGAAUUGACGCCAAGCUUAUAAUCACACAGAGAUUUCGUCACGCAGAGGAAAUCGCUAAGACGUAUGACGUCACUGAUGUGGACGGGUUGAUCGUGUCCGGAGGGGAUGGCCUGAUGCAGGAGGUUAUCCAGGGGUUGAUCACCCGAUUCAAUGUCGACUUCAAUGAUCCUGACGUGGAACUAAAACCCUUACCCAUCACACUGGGCGCUCUGCCCACAGGCUCGGGUAACGGAAUCUCCAUGGCGUGUCAUGGAUGUACGGACCUGGAGACAGCUACGUUAGCGGUUGUGAGAGGCGAGAAACAGUAUUUGAAUAUUGUAAGCGUCCACGGAUCGGCCGGCCCAUUGGUUGGAUAUGCAGGGUUUGCCACGGGGUAUGGAUUCUGGGCUGAUCUGUUCCAGCACGCAGAUGAACACCGGUGGCUCAAGACUUACCGUUACCUGGUGGGUGCGUUUCGAGGUCUGUUUACGGGGAAGCGGGAGUUCAUUGUUGAGGGGGAAUAUUUGCCCACUGCUAGACCAGACAAACACCUCCGCGCGGCGGAAGACAUGGCGAGGAACACAGAUACAGAAGGCUGGGUCAAGUUCUCUGGCACCUUCACGGGGAUCAACAGCUUUCCUGGUGGAUUCUACAGGGUAGAGGGCAAGCCUGGGGUCUUACAUUGGGGUCAGAGUGGCGCUGGUAUGAACAUGUUUCUGGAGAAACAAUCGAGCAAGUUAUCCUACCUGAAGUGGAUGCUGGGAAUCUCUAAUAGGGAAGGCGAUCUGGAUGUGCUGCAGUGCAACGCUGACAAUAUCGAGGAGCAUUACGUGAAGGAGUUCAGGUUUAGUCUGAGAGAGUCCGACACUGCCACUAACGGACAUGGGGACUCUCGCAGUUCCAGGGAGGAGGAGAGGAGGAAGGACCAGCAGCUGGUCUUUCUGGAUGGAGAGGUUCGACCCAUGGAAACCUCAUCCAUGGUUGUCAGGAAUCGGAGAAAUGUCACAGAAUUCUUUUGUGCAAAGCGUGCUGCUUUGGAACCAUCUUUGUGCUGAAUACCGGACUUACGAACGACAUUGCCACAAGGAAUGUGUCUGAGCUUUAUCACCAAACGAGUGUUUUCAUAGUGACAUCGCUGCUGUACAGUUGCUCCCUCACGUUUCGUAACUGCGUUAGCCAGAACUUUGGCUGCAAAACCAGAUGUUUUUGUGGGUUUUGUUUUGUUUUGUUUUUUUAAUUACAAAACAACAACCAAAAUACAAACAAUGCCAGAAUUGUCACUGAGACAAACACCUUGCGAUGACAUAAGGUUUGCGAUUUUACAUGUUUUCAGAAUUCUGAAGCAAAAUCGCUUGACUGUUAUAUUUUCCAUAAACACCCUACCGCUAGGCUCUGUGGUAUGUUAGUAAUGACGACUUACAUAACACCUGUAACUGUCUGCAGCUUCUGAGAAAACGCAAAAAGUUGAAGGAAGUGUAAAUUCUAUUACGUAUAGUUUAAAAUGUAAAAAAGAAAUAUAAAAUAUAAAAAGAAAUUUUAACAUUAAGGGUUGCGGGCGUUUCUUCAAAUUUAUUUGUUUUACAUUAGGAGUGAGUGAGUUUCGUUUUAUGCCGCACUCAGUAGUAUUCCACCUAUAGUCUUAAUUUAACUUCUAUGUUAGUUGUCAUUGCGUAUAGACACAUACAUUUUGGUAUACAUCUGUACAUGUGUAACGUACUCUAGCUUAUCAAUAUGUAGCAAGGGAAUUAUAGAAAUUAACCGAUGAAGAAAAUAAUACUUUACUGUCAUUUGUCAUUUCGUAUAGACAGAUACAUGUUUGUAUAUACCUCUGCGAUGUGUGAUGUACUCUAGCUUAUCAAUAUGUAGACUGAUUACGUAGGGAAAUUAA